AUGCUCGGCGUCAUGCACACCCUGGUGGGCACCAGCGAGCGCUACUCGCGCGGCCUGCUCGGGAAGAAGCGCGAGAUGACGCUCGGGAUCUCGAACCUCGGGCCCGUCCCCACUGCCGCUGCGCCCACGGCUCCCGCGGAAUGUGUGAGAUCGGCCUCGGGGUGGGGCAUACAGGAGAUGGUCUUCGCGCAGGCGGACGCGACGCUGGGCGCGGCGCUCAAGAUCAACGUCACCGGGACGCCUGCGGGCGGGCUGGGGAUCUCGCUGACGUGGGGGAAGGAGAGUCUGGACGCGGAGUUUGCGGAUGCACGAGUGCGAGAGGCGCAGACUUAG
Messenger RNA from Trametes versicolor FP-101664 SS1, 333 nucleotides. RefSeq lists its product as uncharacterized. The record is from RefSeq and is a predicted model, not a curated record. The transcript has 2 exons. Bases 1 to 333 code for a protein of 110 amino acids. NCBI's taxonomy places the organism in Eukaryota, Fungi, Basidiomycota, Agaricomycetes, Polyporales, Polyporaceae.